Messenger RNA from Cicer arietinum (chickpea), 929 nucleotides. Its product is annotated as copper transporter 6-like. The record is from RefSeq and is a predicted model, not a curated record. Gene Ontology annotation, molecular function: copper ion transmembrane transporter activity. Gene Ontology annotation, biological process: copper ion transmembrane transport. Lineage: Eukaryota; Viridiplantae; Streptophyta; Magnoliopsida; Fabales; Fabaceae. Gene Ontology annotation, cellular component: plasma membrane.
UGUGUUUUCUUCAUGAUCAAAAUCAAAAUGAUAAUACAUUUUAUAGUACUGAUUGCUUGUAUUGCUUGCAAAUGAAUUAUGGAACAUUUUUUAUGAACACACAAGAAGAAUAUCUUCAUGUUCAUAUUUGUCAUGUUCCAACCGACACAAUCUCACGCAUAUAAAAGCCAUUACCCACAAUUUAAUUUCAAUCAUAAACAUAUUUUACAUUAAUAUUUAAUUUAAAGUCGGGUUAUUUGAAUAUGUCGUUUACCACGACCGCAGACGGCGUUCCGGUGUAUCUAUACAACUCGACGGUGGCGACGAUGUUGGGGCGGCGGAGGAUUCCGAUACACACGACAUUCUAUUGGGGGCAUAAGGUGGACAUACUAUUUCAUUGCUGGCCCGGCGACAGCGCCGCCAUGUAUGCGGUGGCGCUGAUUCUCGUGUUCGUUAUGGCGGUGUUGGUGGAGUGGCUUUCAUUUACUAACAUUGUGAAACUCAAAAAUGGGACAUCAAACGACGUCGUUGGGUCGUUUCUUAAGACGGGGUUGUACGGCGUGCGUACUGUAUUUUCAUAUUUGGUUAUGUUGGCAGUUAUGUCGUUUAAUGGUGGCGUGUUUAUCGCCGCGAUUUGCGGCCACGUCAUCGGGUUCAUGGUUUUUGGGACAAUGGCUAUCUUGAAGAAAUCGAGUGGGUUGGAUUCUUCCAAACCGUAGUGAGUUUGAUCCAUCAUUUUUGGUGUUCUUAUAAAACAAAUAAAAAUUUUAUCAAUUGAAAUUUAUAUUAAGUUCUACUAAAUUAUAUGAGUUCCAAAUAAUUUAGUCAAAUUCAUAUAUAUUUGGGUUGUAUUAUUAUUAUUUUUUUGUGAGUUAUUACAAAUAAAAAGAGUUUUUGGUUGUUGAAAGUACAUGUUAAUUGGUGCACAAUUUGUAAAGGCAAAAUAAGAU